GUGAUCUUUCCAGUGUUCAUUAGGACAUACUCCUCAUAGCACAAAACAUCUUUGUAAAGAAUGAAGGGCUAUCUUCUUCUCCUUGCUCUUUUCAGCAUCUGCAAUGCACAGUCCCGACUAGGUAAGAGAAAGAAUAUGUCAAAGAGUAUUUUUACCCUCUCCAAAGAAAAAAAAAAAAAAAAGACUUACUUUUCCUGUUUAACUCAAACCUUUAGAAGUAGGCAGUUCAUUAAUGCUUGAGUAAGAUACUCUUAGUAAUGCAAUAGUCAACUAACUUUCCACAGUAUAGCAAAAGAUAGUGUGUGAAACAAACAGGCGCUUAGAAAAUAUUUUAAAAUGUAAGAUCGUUACAGCGGCUACAACACUUAUAAGUGGAUCUUUCCAAUUAACCACUAGUUCAAUAUGUUAAAAGUAGGGAGCUUAGAAGGAAGGUUAACAAAAGUACCGACCACCUAAAAAUCCCAAAAGUGGAGCGCUAGAAAUAAUAAUGUAUACUUACCCCUAGGGGUAUUUCUUAAUACAACUCAGCACAUAUAUAAAAAACAGAAAUGGGGAGGGAAAAAAGAGAAAUAGUCCAAUGAUGAAAUAUGUUUGGUUAGGAAUCUAGUUAAUGAAAGCAAUAAUAUCAUCAACUCACAAAUGUAGAGCCAAAGAAUAGACUGUCUCGAGUCGUUCUUGCUCUGGUGUGUUUUAGGAGACACCCCUCUUCUUUCAGGUUCCUUCUUUGUUUCUUAGCAAAAAAACAUAUAAGAGACAUGAAAAAAUUCCUUUCUAGUGUAGUAUUUUACCAAUAUAAUUCAAUGUUCAAAUGUAUAUAAAUAACAGAUGGUAGAAGUGCUCACCUUAUUCAGAGCCAAUAAGGUAGACCUGGCUCUGAUAAUAUCACCUUAACCCACUCAGGGGGGGGUUAGCCUUCUUUAAAAUGUAGGCAGCAGCGGACACUGGACUAAAAUUAUAAUCAUCAAAUAAUUCAUUUUUUACUUAAAAAAUAUAUAUAAAAAACUGUACAAAAAUACAUAAACAAUAAAAUAAUUAAAUAAUUCAAACUCCUGUCCUAGAUUAAAGUCAUCGAGACGCGUUUUGCCACAAGUGGGCUUUUUCAAUCAAAGUAAUCCUUUCACUGCCGCCAUUCUUCUUUUAAACCUUAAUCUCCUUCCUGAUUCGUCCCCUGACGUUGUCUUUAGCCAAUCCGAUAUCCGGAAGCCGUGGGUGUUUCUCUCUCAGCUGUUUCUAUUUUCCAUAUUGGUUUACCCGGAAGUGACGUAACGUCGACGUCACUUCCGGUUUGUAUUCCGCCAUCUUUAUGACUGGCAACCGCUCUGUUAUUGCCAGUAGUUUUGUCCAUAUAAAAAAGAACUCAUAGGAAGGCAGUAAUAUAGAAAAAGAACAAAGAUACAUAUUAGAAUACAUUUUAAGUCCCCAUCUGGUUAUAAUCUGUUUAGUUAAAGGUAACUUAGUCUUAAAUUACAGUAGAAAAGUGUAUAUACCAGAUUUUUAUCUAUAAUAAAAAUCAUCCUAAAAUAGAGGAAGGAGACAUCAAUAAAUGUGUAGAUUCCAAUAUAGGCUACAGUAUAAUAGAAAAUCAUAGAAAAGUACAUAUAUAUAUCAAAAGUUAUACAUAUAGUGGAAACCCUACUGUCACACAGCAACAUCAUAAAUUGGGGGAGGAAAGCAUCAAUAAAUAUAUAAACAUAAAAUAUAUAUAUACAUAUAUAUUAAUGAUAAUGAUAGUUAAACUAUGUGUUAUAGAAAAUGACACAAUUCGAAAUCAGCAUUGAGUCCAAAUGGAGUAAGGGAGUUAAGGUUAAAAAUCCACCUCAUCUCAGCCUUCCCCAUUGCUGUUAUUAGGUCCUCCCCCCUCCAGUUAGUUAUAACUUGUUGUAUCCCCAAAAAGGAAAGUUGGGUCCGAUCCAUUUCAUGUUUAAUCUUAAAGUGGUAUGAGAGGCUAUGUUUUUCAAAUCCUCGCUUUAUAUUCCUAACAUGCUCUUGGAUCCUCACAUGUAGUGCUCGUGCCGUUCGUCCUACAUAUAAUAGUUCACAUGUACAAAUAAUAAUAUAUAUUACUCUUUUGGAAUAACACGUUAUUAGUUGUUUAAUUUCAAAUCUCUCUUUAUCUUUUUUUGGAUGUGGAAACUCUUCAAUAUGCCUUUUCUUAUUAUUUGUAUUGGAGCAUGCCCCACAGUUACCACAGCCAUAAAAACCACCCUCUUCAUUAAAUGAGGCUCUUUUCUUUUGUAGAUGGCUGUGAACUAACUUACUCCUAAGGUUGGAUACUCCUCUAUAAAUAAUAUUAGGUUUAUCAGGGAGUAUAGAGUUUAAAAUCGGAUCUUUAGUUAGUAUCAGCCAAUAUUUAUUAAAAGCUCUUUUAACUUCCUUAUGUUUACAAUUGAAAUCACAAACAAAUGGUAUUUGGUCUAUACGGUUUUCCUUUCUUCCAACUUUCGGAAUAAAAAGAUCAUCCCUAUCUUUUAAAAGGGCUUCCUCCAGUGCUUUAUUUAACAGUGCUUUAUCAUACCCCUUUUCGCUAAAAUCCUUUAAAAUUUUCUUAGAUUGCUGAUUAAAAUCCCCUUCUUCCGUGCAAUUACGUUUAAUUCUUAAUAAUUGAGAUUUUGGUACAUUCCUUAGCCAUGGGGAAAAGUGACAGCUUCCUUCUUAUACAUAGCUGUUUACAUCAACUGGUUUAAAAUAUGUUCUAGUCUUAAUUUUUCCCUCCUCCACAUAAAUAUUUAGAUCUAAAAAAUUUACCUCUGUUUUACUGAAAUCGCUUGUCAGUUGAAUUCCCCAAUCAUUAAAGUUUAAAAACUUUGUCACUUCCGGGUAAACCAAUACGGAAAAUAGAAACAGCUGAGAGAGAAACACCCACGGCUUCCGGAUAUCGGAUUGGCUAAAGACAACGUCAAGGGAUGAAUCAGGAAGGAGAUUAAGGUUUAAAAGAAGAAUGGCGGCAGUGAAAGGAUUACUUCGAUUGAAAAAGCCCACUUGUGGCGAAACGCGUCUCGAGGACUUUAAUCAAGGACAGGACUUUGACUUUGAAUUAUUUUAUUGUUUAUGUAUUUUUGCACAGUUUUUAUAUAUAUAUAUUUUUUGAGUAAUAAAUUAAUUAUUUGAUGAUUAUAAUUUUAGUCCAGUGUCCGCUGCUGCUUACAUUUUAAAGAAAGCUAAUCCCCCUGAGUGGGUUAAGGUGAUAUUAUCAGAGCCAGGUCCCCCAUCCCCUGUCCCAUAGUGUUCUUUCCCUCCUCCCCUGUUCCAUAGUGUUCUUUCCAAACUCCCCUGUCCCAUAGUUUUCUUUUCUCCCCCCAAUCCCUGUCCCAUAGUGUUCUUUUCUCCCCCCUCCCCUGUCCCAUAGUGUUCUUUCCCCCUACCCUAUACCAUCGUGUUCUUUCUCCCCCUCCCCUAUCCCAUAGUGUUCUUUCUCCCCCUCCCCUAUCCCAUAGUGUUCUUUCCCCCUUCCCUAUACCAUAGUGUUCUUUCCCCCCCCCCCGUCCCAAGUGCAGUAUUCUUGACUUUUCAUGUUAUCAUUACUAUUUUUCAUUGUGAUAUAUAAUCAUAUGAAUUGUCAAUGCAAGCAUGUCUGUUAAACUAUGCACUACAAAAAUAAAAUAUAUAUUUUUUAAAUUCUGCAAAUUUGACCGUCCGAAAUGGUAUAGUGAUGAAAUACAAUAACACAAUAAUCACAACUUCAGUCAUUAGAAUAAAGUGAUUGUACCCUAUGAUAACAAUAUAAGCAAGAAAUAAACCAAGGCAUUUGAUGUAUGUCUUAAUGUAUUUCAAGAAAAAAUUAAAAACAUGUUAAUAAUGUCUUCCGUACAGGCUCAUACAAUAUUGACAGCACCAUAUCGGUGUCUGGUAUUUCCUCCGGAGCAUACAUGGCAAACCAAUUCCAUGUUGCACAAUCCAAGAAAGUUAUUGGAGCUGCCUUGUUUGCUGGAGGUAUUAAUAAUUAAAUGCACAUGUAACUGUUAUUUAUUCUAAGUGGAUUAUAGUAUAUUAUGCCAGAGUAUUACACUUGAAUUUAUGUCAAAUUAUUUUGUUGUUUGAAGCAUUUAAAAAGUAAAUGCUUCUGGGAAGUUUAUGUAUUUGUACUGCAAUUUGUUCUUUUUCUAAAGUGCAGCUUUGCAAAGUUAUUAUUGUGCACAUGAAAGGACUUUUGACUUUACUGACACAUCUAAACAGAAAUAUCAGAAUAUUAAAAAGCUUACCAUGACACCUUUUUUUGUAUGCCUUCGCUAUAUGUAACACUCAAGUUACAUACAGUGAUUUCUGAGAAAUAGUACAAGACUUAAAAUUCAUCUGAAUUACGCUGUUAUGGCUCCACUUCCAAUAGAUGGUGAGGCACCUUACCUUAAUAAGCCAAACCAUUUAUGAACAGUUUGUGAAGACAGUACCCAUAAGUGCGUCCUCUUGGCUUACUCAUUGAUUGAUGAUGCCUAGAGUGUUCCUUUAAAGAGGCACUAUAGUAGCCAGAACAACUACAGCUUAAUGUAGUUGUUCUGGUGAGUACAGUCAGUCCCUGCAGGCAUUUUAAUGUGUAAAAUUAAACAUAUCUCCUAAGGGAAACCUCCAGGGGCAGUCACUCAGACUGCCACUAGAGAUGCUUACUGGGUCAAUACUGCAGAAAGUGCAGCACUGACAUUCAUCGUCUCCGUGCUGAACUUUCCCGGUAGAGAUGCAUUGAUUCAACGCAUUUCUAUGAGGAGAUGCUAAUUGGCCAGCGCAGCAUUUGGCUCUGUCCAUCUCCUCCUUGGCUGAGAUCAGCAACAUUGAUUAUUAGCCAAUUCAAUGCUUUCUUAAAUGCUAUGGGGAAGCAUUGGAUUGGCUGAAAUCAUUAGUUCUGAUUAUCUCAGCCAAGGAGCGGAUUGGGUGUGCGACCAGCGCCGGCAGACUGACACAGCUUAGAAUAAAGGUAAAUUUUUAUCCUAUUAAGGGAGGACUGCCACCUAAAUAGUGUUUUUAACAUUAUAGGGUUUGGAAUACACGUUUGUGUUCCUGAUCCUAUGGUGUUCUUUUAAGCAUGUUUGAAUCUUACUUACUAAUAAUAGUACAAGAUUACGAUGUCCAAAUGAUAUACACGGUUUAAUUUGUUCUACUUUGUUGCAGGACCAUAUUACUGUGCAUCUGGAAGCAUGUUGACAGCAACAAAUGCAUGCAUGAAAUUACCUUCAAGCAUCAAUGUUAACUCUCUUAAGUCACAAACCCAGAGUUAUGCCAACAGUGGCCUGAUUGAUCCUGUAUCAAACCUUGCAAAUUCUAAGGUGUUCAUCUUUUCAGGCAGUAGAGAUACAGUUGUAGUUCCAGGUAAGUAACAAAUAUUUAUAAAUAAUUAUUUUCAGAAAUGUUUUAGGGAUUAACAAAUGCACUGGAUUACAUGUAAGUAAUGUUUUUUCUUUCAUUUUUACAGGAACGAAGGUUGGGGAGGGCACACCAAAAUAUAAAUAAACAAGUGAACACUUCACAAAUAACUUAUGAAUUUAUUUCUAAUGUUGCAGUGUUCUUUUUAAUAAUACAAUAAAUUAUUUACAUGAAGCUUUUCACAAAUAUAAUCAGACACUGGUGAUAGACAAACACAACAUUUGAGCAGCGUAUCGUCAAUAUAUAAGUGACUAAAUAGGAAGAUAAUGUUAUCAUUUCCAUCCUUCCCCUAGGGGUAGUGAAAAAACUGGAGGAAUAUUACUUAUCCUAUGUGAACUCUGGAAACAUUCGGGCCGUGUAUGAUAUCCCAGUUGAGCAUGGAAUGGUGAGUGCAGGUUAACAGGGAAAAUUACUGUAAUAAAGAGAGAAAUUUUAAAAUAGCUCUGGACAUUGGUGAUCAGACCUCCCCUUAAUCCAGAAACUUCAGAAGAAAUCUACAUAAAAAACCCUUGUAGAAUUUCCUCAAGUUAAAUAGUUAAGUCACAGCUUUUUUAAAAAAAAAUACUCUUUCACACUUAACAAGAAAGAGCCCAGAACAUUUUAAUUACACAUUGCUUUACUUAAAUGUCUACCAAAUGUCUAAUUUGCUGAAGUAAUAAAAAUAAAACUUUUACUCUGCAAAUGGUUUAACCCCUUAAGGACCAAACUUCUGGAAUAAAAGGGAAUCAUGAUGACAUGUCACACGUCAUGUGUCCUUAAGCGGUUAAGUCGCGUAGCAAAGAGAAACAAUAUAUACAUUUUUUGGUGCUUUUAUAAAGUAUAUCCAAGAGCAAACCGUUCUUCACAUCUUUGGUCACUUCAUUAGCAACUUUCGUCUAACUCCAGUUCAAUCCAUUUAGUAGUAGGCUUUGACUGGCCAUCGUUCAAAAACAUCUAAAUUACUCUAGCAACAUUGAAACGGAGAGUGUUUCAUCUUAAGUUAAGUACUGUUUUAAUGUGCUGAACUUUUAUUAUGUGUUUCAGCCCACUGAUAGCUAUGGAGGUACAUGUGGAUCAACCAAUAGCGAAUAUAUCAACAAUUGUGGCUACAAUGGGGCUUAUGAGGCUCUGAAUCAGAUCUAUGGAGGACUUAGAGUAAGGAUAACAUUACAGAAUCAAUACAUUAUACAGAGAAAUGAAAAUCAAUAAAAUACAUGUCUUAUACUAUUGUUAUUUUAUUAUUUUUAGAAGCCAAGUAGUUCUGCUGGACUAACUGGACAGGUAUGGAAACCUAUGAUAAUAACAGGAAGAGGUGUAGGUGGGGGUCUGUUUAUUUAUUAUUUAUGUCUUUUGUAAAGAAACCCACAAUGUAUACUGUAACAGAAUGUGUUAAACGUACAGCAUAUUACUUAUAAUUUAGAGAAGGAUUUUUAUUGCAUGCGUUCACAUUCCCAGGAUGAAUUUCGUUAGACGCUCAAUCACUUUUUUUCAGGUUUUUAGUUCUAGCCCCUUUUUCUAUGUUUCAUAAGCAAUAAAUAUUAACUUUUUUGUUAAUGACCAUUUUCUGUGGGUGUUUGCUUUCUCUGGAUUUUUCUCUUUGGGAAAACUGACAGGACCUGUGUGAUUUUCUGACCAGGAAGUGGAAUUUUUCAUGCACCCAUUAGCAAAAUGCAAUACCUGUUCUAAAAAGAUACUAUUAUCGUAACUAAAACCAUUCCAGUGCUGUGUCAUUUACUGAGGUUUCACAGCAUAUUGCAGAACUUUUAGGGUCUCACCAAGAGUUUGGACACUAUAGUCACCUGAACAACUUUAGCUUAAUGAAGCAGUUUUGGUGUAUAGAACAUGCCCCUGCAGCCUCACUGCUCAAUCCUCUGCCAUUUAGGAGUUAAAUCCCUUUGUUUAUGAACCCUUGUCACACCUCCCUGCCUGUGACUUGCACAGCCUUUCCUAAACACUUCCUGUAAAGAGAGCCCUAUUUAGGCUUUCUUUAUUGCAAGUUCUGUUUAAUUAAGAUUUUCUUAUCCCCUGCUAUGGCAAGAGCCUCCUGUAUGUGAUUAAAGUUCAAUUUAAAGAUUGAGAUACAAUUAUUUAAGGUAAAUUACAUCUGUUUGAAAGUGAAACCAGUUUUUUUUUCAUGCAGGCUCUGUCAAUCAUAGCCAGGGGAGGUGUGGCUAGGGCUGCAUAAACAGAAACAAAGUGAUUUAACUCCUAAAUGACAGUGAAUUGAGCAGUGAAAUUGCAGGGGAAUGAUCUAUACACUAAAACUGCUUUAUUUAGCUAAAGUAAUUUAGGUGACUAUAGUGUUCCUUUAAGAGUUCAUCAAAAGCUGAUCUGAGCAUUGCUUGACAAUGUUCUUAUACAAAACUAACAUACUUAUUUCAUGUCUACAGUUGAUCCUGUACGAUCAGUCGGAAUAUUUUAAAUUGGCUUCUGCAGGGACUUAUGGGAUGGAUACAGCUGGAUAUGUGUACAUUCCUUCCUCCUGCCAGAGUGGCACAAGUAAGUACAAACUUAAUUGUAUUAAAACAUUUUUAGGAAAUGUGUCCCCACCCCUUCUUGCCAUAGUUGCCCACUUGAAGAUAUUUUAUUAAUUAUUACUGUAUGCCGAUCUUUUUCUACUUAAUAAAAUUUUGGAAGCUCUCAGAAUAGUCACUAAACUGUGAAUUGGGAAUUCACCAUGGAAUUUCAAAUUGUAUGCUGAACUACCAAGCUGUAAACAAUUCUCCAAGUCAACUACGUUUGAAGCCCAGCUAUUUUGACAACAAAUUUAAAGUUCCAUAGUGAAUUUCUGACAGUUCGCAGUUUACUAAUUAAGAAACCCUGCUAGUUAUUAUUUCCCCAAAAUAAAUGCAGAAACAAUUACUAAUUAGCAAUUACAAACUCAGUUAUUGUCUCUGUUCUAUGUUUUAGUACAUGUGAUCCUACCAAAAUGAUGUUACUAUACAUAUUUGAAUAUGUUAGUGUCUUAAAGUUUUUAGGUAAUAUGCUGACAUAAAGCUGUUUUAGUCUAAAGUUUAUAUUUUUUUAGGAUGCAGACUACACAUUGCUUUCCAUGGCUGCCUUCAGGGAAGGUAAGAUCUUUAAAAUAUUUUGAAUGUUAUGGACAUUUAUUAAUUUUAAAACUGUCCCAUAAAAAUAAGGUCUUGGCCCCAAAGCUGGAAAACCAGCUGGUAUUUUUACCCCCACUGAUAGGAUCCUGUGGCUAAGGGGAUUUACCCAGCAGCUACUAUAAUAGGAUACUAUAUAAUAGGAUACUGAUUAUUGAUGGAUUACUCAAUUGUCAUUCUCCCAUUAAAUAUUAUUCUACUGUUUUAUUAAAUGCAUUUUACUUAAAAAAAAUUCAAUAAUGAUUCUAAAUAUAUGAUAUUUAGUAGUUACUAAAUUUAGUCAUUCUGAAUAUAUUAUUAAUGUACUCACAAAAGAAUGCAAAAGAUUUAAAAUGUAUUUUAUGCUAAGCCUUUGGAAAUUCAAAAAUAUAAGAUAUGGUUUUCAUAAUUCUGCAUUAAGUAUAAAGUAUAAUAUUUUGGGAGGGCGGAGCCAGCACCCGAGCGAGAAGGACGCAAAUCACAGUAGCUCCGUCAAGGAACUUACAUUAAAGCCGAAUUUUGGCGAUAAACGGCACAUCUCACAAGCCACCCAACGCUCACUAAGUGCCUCACGUUAUGGGCAAGAAGACUAAGAAGCACAAAACCGAUCCCGGCCCUAGAUCCGGAGACAUUGCAGCUUUUCUAUGCUCGGCCACGCGGCCGCGGUCCGACCUCGACAAGAUGGCGAUGGCUGAGGCCUACACCUCCCCGUCAUCGGACGAAGAGAGCCAGACAGCAGUCUACUUACCUCCACAGAAGGCACACACCAAGCCGAAGACACCCUUGGAGAUGGGGGACUCGGCCCCCGCCACUAAAGCCGAUAUAAAGGCACUAACAAAAGAUAUACAGGCAAUGUUUCAGGCCGACAUGGCGCUGGUCAGGGAGGAAGUCUCGAUGCUCACAAGCCGGAUGGUGACCGUGGAGGAGAGCCUCAGAGGAGCGGGGGUUGCACAAUCUGCCACAGACGCAACCCUGGGGUCUCUACAGAAACAAUGUAGUGCCCUGACUACACAGCUAGCCCAGAUGGAAGACAGGGCAAAGGCAAGGAAUGUGAGGAUCCGAGGGGUCCCUGAGUCGGUCACCGGUCCCGACUUACCCCAUUAUUGCAGACGGCUGUUGGCCACACUACUGCUGCCCAAACAAGUGAAACAGAUGGGAGUGGACUCAUGUUUUCGACUCCCAAAAGCCACCAAAGCACCUCAGGGGGCCCCGAGAGACGUGCUUGUCAAAUUCAAUCGGGACUCUGACCGGGGGGCUCUCAUGGGAGCCACCAGGGCCUCCCCCACGGUCCCCUUUGAGGGAGCACAGCUGACUUUUUACAGAGACAUAUCUAGGCACACGUUGGCAUGGAGGAGAUCUAUUGGACAGCUUACUCAGCAGCUUUGUGAGAAAUCCAUUACGUACAAGUGGGGGCAACACCGGCUAUUGGUGGAGAGAGAAGGCAAGACGCACAUCCUCACACAUAAAUCAGAAGCACCAGCUUUCCUUCGAGCCCUGGGCCUACCAGCCGAGGCAGCCCCGGCGGUCACCAGCCCUACAUGGACUAUCGCAAACAUCACCCCAUUUGUGCCUGGGGGAACAAGAAUGAGCACGCCCGAUUCUCCUGCCUGAAACAUGACAUAUUCUGUUUAUAUUGUUACUUAUGGUUUUAUGUUUAUUAUUGUACCUUGUUUUGCUUAGAAAGGUUCAUCUAACACUGGAAGGCAUAAAAGUAUGAAUAUACCUAUGUCCCUUACACCUGGCUCCGUAGGCAACAAGCCAGCCACUAUGACCAGCUAAGCUUCCCCCCCCCCACCACCACUCAUCCUAUUUUCACAUGCGAUGCCAGUCUCAAGCAUACAAGCGACCGCAUAGCACGUGUACCAGCCAACCUGGCCGAUAAGAUUUAUUAGGGGCUAAUUACCAGGAGAGGCCUAGGUUCUUACCCAACAGUGAGAAGGAGUAUACUAUCCAACACUCACGCACCCUAAGUGACGUGAAUCCCAGGCAUAGCUGUACCAGUCCACACCGAGGGCGCACACGUUAACGACAGGCUACCUCCAGUCAAUAAUCAGCCUAACCGAAUGUCCAGUUAUGAGGAAUUUUUGUCAGUAUUUUACAAAAAAUUGGAAAAUAUAAGCAUGUGCUGAUGUUUUUACUGCAAACUGUAACCUCUGUUGACAACCUUUAUUGCACAUAAUGUAAACAUGAUGUUUUUAUGGCUUCCUGCAAAAAUAAAGAAUUAAAAAAAAUAAAAAAAAAUAAAAAGUAUAAUAUUUUGUAGAGUAAGCAAUACCACACCUUUAAAGUGUAAUGUUAUCUGCAUAUUUUGUUCUGAAAGUUGUAAAACAGGAUGGGGAAAUUUACAUAGUGCAUAGUACAUAUACUUCAUAAUUGUAAUUUGCAGCGAAAAUAAUGUUCAUUAAUAAUAUUAUUAGGGAUAUUUUUUAUUUCAAAAGGUGAGAUUGGAGACAUGGUCAUGAUGAAGUUAUUUUAGUUUUGGGUGAUUUUACACUUUUCUAAUAAGUUUGUUUUUUAACUGAAAAGAUCAUUUAGAAAAGGACUGAGGUGUUUUAUUUAAACUAACGACUAUCUAAUGAUAUUUGUAGACUUCGGGAUCGAGAGGAUCAUACAUUACCCUAACCACUAUUCUCACAAGUGUAUUACCCCGCUAUUUCUCUGUGAUGAACCACUUCUCAUUCUUCUACCAGUUAUAACUUUUCCAUAUGACAUUCUUUUUUUAACUGGUCUCAACACAAUGGUCUCAUACAGGGCAGGCCUCCUUUUCUGAUGGAACACUUCACCUACCAUCAAGUCUCAGAUUAUUUGCUGUCAGAGGCGUGCACAGCCUAUUGCAUUAGGGUGUGCACCCUAAAGCACAAACACACGCCGCGUGUGUGUGUGUGCUGUUAGUGUGAUGUGUGUGUGAGGGUGAUGUUAGUGUGAUGUGAGGGUGUUUCUGUGUGUGUGUGUGUUUGUGACUGUGCUGUUUGUGUGUGAGGGUGUUUGUGUGUGUAUGUUUGUCCUGUGAGGGUGCUGUUUGUGUGAGUGUCGUGUAUUUGUGAGGGUGCUGUUUGUGUGUGUGUGUGUGUGUUUGUGAGGGUGCUGUUAGUGUGCUGUGUGUGAGGGUGUUGUGUUUUUUUUAAAGGUGCUGUGUGUGUUUGUGAGGGUGCGGUUAGUGUACUGUGUGUGUGUGAGCUGUAUGUGUGUAGAUGCUGUAUGUGUGUGUGCUGUAUGUUUGGAGGGAUUUGGCAGAUUAGUAAAUCCUUGCUGCCAUGUGCCAUCCCUGGUGGUCCAGUGGAGAGUGAACUCUAGCCUGCAGGUGUAUGUAUGUGUGUGUAACGCAGUAACGCUCAGAUAUCGCGAGAGGAACCUGGCGGAGCUUCUGUCUAGAGCUUCCUGGGUCCUCUCCUGCCUCCCUCCAUGCUGCUGUGGGCCGGUGAGGUAGAUCUUUGGUCUCCCCGCCGGCCCAUGGAGGCUAAGAGCAGAGCCGGCACUCAGAUAGCGCCGGCUCUGCGCGCGCGUGUGUGUGUGUGUGUGUAUAUAUAUAUGCGUACACACACACACUCACAGACACAUUCAGACACACACACAUACAUACACUCACAGACACACAGGCACACACACACACACACAUACUCACUGACACACUCACACACACAUAUACAUACAUACACUCACAGACACACACACACAUUCACAGACACACAGAUUCACAGACACACACACUCACACACUCAGACACACACACAAACAGACACAGACACACACAAGAACAAAUUAUUAUAUUUUAAAUUUAAAAAAAUGUCCACCCAGCCUCCUACCUGAAGUGCUGGCAUGGACUUUUCCCUGGGGUCCAGUGGGGUGGGCGCCUUUCUGCAGCUCAGCCGCGGCAAGGGAGCUCUCUGCUGUCUGUGCCCUGCUUCCUCUCGCCGCGCGGGCUGUCUGCUGGAGCUGGGAGCCGGAAUAUGACGUCAUAUUCCGGCUCCCGGCAUCAGCGCGCGGUGAGAGGAAGCAGAGCGCAGACAGCAGAGAGCUCCCUCGCCGCGGCUGAGCUGCAGAAAGGGGGGGGAUCAAUCACCUCUUGCCCCCCCUCCCCAUGACAGGGGCAAGAGGUGAAAGAGGGGGCGCUGAGAGGUCUGCAGGAACAGCGUUCCUGCUCAAAAAAAGACUCAAACCAUAGGACUCAAACCAUAGGCGUGCCACGGGGAUUAGGGUGUGCCCAGGCACACCCGGCACACCCCGUGCGCACGCCUAUGUUUGCUGUAAUUUCCCAGAAAAUAUUCACUGCUUUUGAGCUAUUGGUUGGAGUUAAAUAUCCUUCUUUAAAUGUAUAUCUGUAUUGUUUCAAGUACUUGUUAUCACAUGUCAUCUUGGCCUUUUCAUGGAUAAGUAGGAAAUUAAGUUAGGAACAUUCUCAAAUAAAGCUCACUGAGAAAGAUCCAUGAAAUCCCUCUUUGAACUUAAUUUUAGUUAAAAAAAAAUAGUUUUUACAGAUAACAAUAAUAAUGCAUUGUGCUUCAUUGUAAUUACAUGGCAGAAUACCAGAGAUAAGGGAUACCUGUUGUAGAUGUAAAUCGGAUAUCGAAAUUAUAGUGCAUUGUACCUUAAAGAGAACACAUUCCCCUUUAAAUUGUAAGAUUGCAAGCAGGACUCACAAAACCUAUGAUACCAUUUGUUUUUAUCUGUGAUUGAGACUUUUACUAUUAAAGGAAGACUAUAGCAUUAGAGACACAAAUGUGUAUUCUUAACACUAUAGUGCCCUGGUGAUAAAAAAAACCAGGGCAGAAAAAAAGGGAGAAAAAAAGUUUAUAUUUAACCAACGUAACAAAUGCUCUAUAUCAAAGGAACAUGGGUCACUUGACUUUUUUUUUUUUUAAAACCAGCAACGAAACACUUUUAAACAUAUAUACAAACCAAAAUAAUGCAAGAAAAACAUUUAUAAACUUACAGUUGCAAGAAAAAGUAUGUGAACCCUUUGGAAUGAUAUGGAUUUCUGCACAAAUUGGUCAUAAAAUGUGAUCUGAUCAUCAUCUAAGUCACAACAAUAGACAAUCACAGUCUGCUUAAACUAAUAACACACAAAGAAUGAAAUGUUGCCAUGUUUUUAUUGAACACACCAUGUAAACAUUCACAGUGCAGGUGGAAAAAGUAUGUGAACCCCUAGACUAAUGACAUCUCCAAGAGCUAAUUGGAGUGAGAUGUCAGCCAACUGGAGUCCAAUCAAUGAGAUGAGAUUGGAGGUGUUGGUUACAGCUGCCCUGCCCUAUAAAAAACACACACCAGUUCUGGGUUUGCUUUUCACAAGAAGCAUUGCCUGAUGUGAAUGAUGCCUCGCACAAAAGAGCUCUCAGAAGACCUACGAUUAAGAAUUGUUGACUUUCAUAAAGCUGGAAAGGGUUAUAAAAGUAUCUCCAAAAGCCUUGCUGUUCACCAGUCCACGGUAAGACAAAUUGUCUAUAAAUGGAGAAAGUUCAGCACUGCUGCUACUCUCCCUAUGAGUGGCUGUCCUGUAAAGAUGACUGCAAGAGCACAGCACAGACUGCUUAGUGAGGUGAAGAAGAAUCCUAGAGUGUCAGCUAAAGACUUCCAAAAGUCACUGACAAAUGCUAACAUCCCUGUUAGCGAAUCUACAAUACGUAAAACACUAAACAAGAAUGGAUUUCAUGGGAGGAUACCACAGAGGAAGCCACUGCUGUCCAAACAAAACAUUGCUGCACGUUUACAGUUUGCACCUGGAUGUUCCACAGCAGUACUGGCAAAAUAUUCCGUGGACAGAUGAAACCAAAGUUGAGUUGUUUGGAAGAAACACACAACACUAUGUGUGGCGAAAAAAGGCACAGCACAUCAACAUCAAAACCUCAUCCCAACUGUGAAGUAUGGUGGUGGGGCAUCAUGGUUUGGCACUGCUUUGCUGCGUCAGGUCCUGGACGGAUUGCUAUCAUCGAAGGAAAAAUGAAUUCCCAAGUUUAUCAAGAUAUUUUGCAGGAUAACUUAAGGCCAUCUGUCUACCAGCUGAAGUUCAACAGAAGAUGGGUGUUGCAACAGGACAAUGACCUAAAGCAUAGAAGUAACUCAACAACAGAAUGGCUUAAACAGAAGAAAAUACGCCUUCUGAAGUGGCCCAGUCAGAGUCCUGACCUCAACCCGAUUGAGAUGCUGUGGCAUGACCUCAAGAAAGAGAUUCAUACCAGACAUCCCAAGAAUAUUGCUGAACUGAAACAGUUCUGUAAAGAGGAAUGGUCAAGAAUUACUCCUGACCGUUGUGCACGUCUGAUCUGCAACUACAGGAAACGUUUGGUUGAAGUUAUUGCUGCCAAAGGAGGUACAACCAGUUAUUAAAUCCAAGGGUUCACAUACUUUUUCCACCUGCACUAUGAAUGUUUACAUGGUGUGUUUAAUAAAAACAUGGCAACAUUUCAUUAUUUGUGUGUUAUUAGUUUAAGCAGACUGUGAUUGUCUAUUGUUGUGACUUAGAUGAUGAUCAGAUCACAUUUUAUGACCAAUUUGUGCAGAAAUCCAUAUCAUUCCAAAGGGUUCACAUACUUUUUCUUGUAACUGUAAUAUAAACUUGGUCAGAUUGCAUUGGUGGGAACACCUGUUAGCUUCUGGCGUUUCUUUAGACCCCCUCCUUACCCACCCACUAUUUCAGUCCAGACCAGUCCACUAAUGACAGAUACAGGAUAUCAUUAUGUAGCAGGCUCGUCAUACUGAGCCCCUGCACUGACUAACACAGCAGGGAGAGAGAAACCUAAUACUAGAACAUGUUCUGCAUUAUCACCUUGAUCAGACUCACUCUCUUCUCCUCCUGUCAGAAUGUUGUAAGGUAAAGGAAUCUUCCAACUGCACAUGUGUGACAGACAUACCUAAUGCACUUUUCCAGCAUUCCUAGGAAUAGGACACUGAUUGGUUAGAUCAGUGUCCCUCCUGGAGUGAGUGUGGAAAGCAUAAGAAAGAAAAAGCAGGUAAAUAUACAAAGAAAAUUAUUUUUUACCCUUUAUUUCAGUCUUCAGAGUAAGGCAACUUUCUCACUCAAAGUUAAAUAUUUUGAAUGGGAUAGAUGUCUCAAAGUGAUACAUGUCCUUUUAAUAAAUGAUAAAAAACAAAAAUUAUAUGGUGUACAUAACUAAGCCUUUUUUUACUUGUAAUGUACUGUUUAUUUCUUUUACAUACAGAGAGAAGCUUGGUGACCGUUAUGCCAGAAAUGCUGGUUACAAUCAGGUUGCAGAUUUGAAUAAUUUAAUUAUCCUGUAUCCACAAGCAAAAUCCAACUUUUCUAAUCCCAAUGGAUGCUGGGACUGGUAAAUACACUUAAAUAUGUAUAUUGCUGUCUAAUACAUUCCAUAUUUUAACUCACUAUUACCAACUUAUCAUACCUAAAAUAAUAAUAAACCCGAAAAUAACUGAUUUUACAAUAUCAGUUGUUCCCUGAUAUUUCUCUAUCUCAAAUACUAUUUCAUAUUAAGCUAUGAACACGCAGAACUUGGAUCAGGAUCUAUAGAAAGGAUAAAGUACAACACCGGUCCUUAAAAUAGCCUGGAUGAACGCAUGAUUGAGAGAAUAAUUAUAAACAGUAACAAGCCAGGGUCAGAGUAACAUAAGUAAUGAAAAUCGAAUAAAAUAGCCAAGGUCAGAAAUACAAAAAUACACAGAUCACUAGAUGUGCCAAGAUCAAUGCCAGGAAACCAAUAUGGAAACCACGACCAGGCAAUGAUUAUGGGGCUAAAAUUUUGUUUAAAUACUCCUGCGACCCUAAAAGUUGAUGUAAUGAGGUUGCAGGUAUGACGUGGAGCUACUAUAGCAGGAAAUGAUGCAAUGUUUCUUUCUCUUAUCUUUGGGGUGACGCUGCACAGAUCAACUUUACUGUAGUGCUCAGAGAGCCCAGAUUUCUGCAUCUAUCAGAAACGUGCAGCUAUACUUUCCACACCAACUCCAGGAGUCAAGGCCUCCUGAUCACAGUGCGCAGUAUGCGUAGAGAGGCCAUAACUUGUGGGUCGAUCGGGUAGGUGCUGUGACAGAUUCUGGCUAAGACCGGCUGGAGACAAAAUAUACAUCUGAAACAAUGGGACAGUGAGGCAACUACUUGCUAAACAGCUUAUGUGGAAUAUAACUUCCAUCAACCUUAUCCAGUGUUUGGCUGGCACUGAUAAGAACUUUAGUACACAGUUUUUCAUAGUGGGUCACUAUUUUAAUGGACACAUAAGUAGCACUUAAACUCAUAUAUCUCCAAAGUAUGAUUUAUUUAUUUUUGAAUAUGGAUAUCAAUACAGUCACCCUUCGGUAUGAGCACUUUUGCCCAAGAGAUCUGUCCUUAAAGCUGAUCUAUGAGAAUCCUUUCAAUGAACAAUACCUUGCAGUAAGUAAGUGCUGGGCAAUAAGGGAUGGAUCUUCAUUAACUACAGAGGAAAGUUCUGCAGCUUAGCAAAUAUUUGUUCAAAUUGUAGUAAAUGCAUAUUCUUGCAGCAAUUAAUUAUAUGCAUAAAAAUUCAUAUUUUGGACAUUGAAUAUUCUCUGAUAUAUUACUAUAAGAAUGGUUAUAUGUCCAUAAUAAAUCACAGAUGAUUUGUCUAAUGGCACUUGAUGUAUGAGGCAAUGUAUUUCACAACCCAUAUUUACAAUAUUAUUUUCCUUCUCUCUAUUAGGUGGGGAUUCUCAAGUUAUGCAUACGGUAAGAGAUUAUUGUAGCCUUAAAUUGAUUACGCACAGAGCUUAGAACAAUUAUUGACAGUGAACGCACUCAGUUCAGUAUAUAGAUAAAUACAGUGGUGUGGAUUUCUACAUGAAAUUUUAUUUUCAAGACAUCACAAACACAUAUUUGGUAAAUAUAGGGAAUCAGUAAACAUAAUACUAAAAAUUCUGGAAAGUGGUGGUUCCCUUAAGAUGUAACCUCUAUUACAGGGUAAUUCACUAAAGUGUGAAUUGUUGGAAAUUUAAAAUGAAUUCAAAGUGGAAUUCACAUUUUAGACGAAAAUAGCCAAACUGAAAACAUAGCUGAUUAGGAAUAUUUCAACUUUAAUGAAUAACCCUAUACUAAUGAAUUUCAAGUUUGCAUGAUGUUUUAUAUUUCACCCUAUUCGUUUUGCAAUCAUAAUUAUAAAAAAGAUAAUUACCUACUAGGAAAAUUCCAAAUGAAAUGAACUCUAUCUUAUAAUAAUUUAAACCUUUGUAUUUAUUUUAGCUAAUAAGAAUGGUUACCAAAUGACUGGCGUUGAAAGAAUGAUGCUGAGAACUAUGGGUCAAUAUUAAAAUCACCAACAACAAAUACAUCAAAUUGUAGAUGACGUGGGCAGAAUCUGCUGCUAGUGAAGAAGUGUUUUUUUUUGCCAUUUGCUUUGUAAAUAUAGUGACUACUUGCAAAAUUAAAAAACAUUCAUGAAGCCCGUUUAUUAUUUUAGAAUAAUAUAGCAAAAUGAGAGGAAGGUUGCGCCAAUAAAAUUAUAAUAAAAGAAAUUACCAAUGGCAGAUGGAUACAAAAGAAUAAAAAACGAUUGUAAAAAAAGGCCAACAAUACUCAAUAAAAUGUCCAAAUAAAUGUGCAAUCUUGCAAUGGGAACAGCCAAAUCUUGUAGUCUCUUCUCUAUGGAUAUGCCAGAUCACGAAAUGCUUGGGAUCCAUAUCAAUAUACAAAAAAAAUUAGGAAAACCCAACAGUGUAGUAUAUCACAACAAUAUAUUGUUCUAAUAAUUCGUAGAUCAUAUGUAGUCCUACUCACAUUUUGUAGAGCUAAAACCAGCUCUAGUUUGAAUGGCGUACAAUGCUAUAAUAAUCCCCACUUAUAAGAUACAUG
This is a messenger RNA of Pelobates cultripes (western spadefoot toad), 18180 nucleotides long. Lineage: Eukaryota; Metazoa; Chordata; Amphibia; Anura; Pelobatidae. The record is from the annotation of a GenBank genome assembly.